GUUGGUUUGUAAGGACAUCAAUCCCGGCAUUUAAAGCUAAGGCUGGAAAAUUACAUCACGUCUGGUCGUAGCAGCCAACAUGUAUAGGUACAUGUACAGCAGAUCCAUGAAUUGCAUUAAAUCUCAAGCAACUCACGUGGACCUCUUUACAUUUUACUUCGCCCAAUCGAACUCUCUGGCUUUGUCUCCCCAUGUAUAACUUGUACACAUAAACCUGCAUAUUUUAAAGUUGCCAAGUGUUAUUCGUUUGUUGUACAUUUCCUCUCCACUUCGUCUCCGUGUGCCAAAUCAUUCAACGUUACCAUACAUCGAUACAACCGGUACGGUUAGUCUACAUACAUACCUACACCACUCUAACACCACUACAUGUAGGUACUAGGUAUUGGUACAUAUAGUACUUAAGUCGUCUCUCUGUCUCUCUGUCAGUGAGUCUGUCUUAUCUUGUCUACUCGGAUACCUAUCCAGUGUCAGCUACCGGUGGCCUUUCCUUACCCUAGACAACCCUCGCCAUAGUUUCAACAACUAUUCACUGAUUUCACAUGGCGGCAAGUCGACGAGGUUCAUUACGUACCACCAUUCAACAUUAAACUACAUACCUACUCAGCUACAUACCCAACUACCUUAGAGUACAAUACAACAAAUCUCAAGGGAUGAUGAGUACCACCGGUGAUAUCUCCGCCGAUGGCGCUGUCGAUGGCGCUGCUGCUCCCGGCGAGCUACGCCGUAGACAGAUUGACACAAAUGUGAAUGAUGAAAGUGAUAAUGGCAGUGAAGAGCCAGUGACGCCAACAGCACCUACAAAACCCAGGAAGACCUAUGGCCGCACCAAUGACGGAACGGUCUUCACAGUUCCUACUACCCAUGACAUGGUAUCGCAGCUACUCGACCCAAGGGAACCCAAAAACCUAUCAGAUAGAAUCGUCCUAGCUGUUUUGGCCAUACAUAUUGUGACCCUUUACAUGGUCCCCGAUACCAUUGCGUGCCCUCUAUUCGCCGUUGUCUUUCUGUUUUGGCGCACAUCUUACAACCUAGGCAUUGGCAUCCUAUUACGACUCCAGUCCAAUGAGAACAAAUUAGUGGCUUGGGCGCAGAAAUGGAAACUCUUUGAGAACCCCACCACUGGCAAGAAUCCCCGCCCAUGGCUUUACAAGCUCCUGAAGCGCGAAUUGGAGACCAAGAUCCCAGAGGACUACAAGCUUGAGGAAGCGCCAAUCGAGUACAAUACCUGGCUAGUCUUCAGGCGACUUGUGGACCUCAUCCUGAUGUGCGACUUCGUCUCGUACUGCCUGUUCGCCAUUGCUUGUGCCUACCACCCCGCCGGGGAGUCAAUCUAUGUUACAAUUGGCCGGUGGCUAUUUGGAUGGCUAUUGAUAGGAUUCAACGUCUGGGUCAAACUGGAUGCCCAUCGUGUGGUGAAGGAUUAUGCCUGGUACUGGGGCGAUUUCUUCUUCUUGGUUGAUCAAGAGUUGACCUUUGAUGGAGUAUUUGAGAUGGCACCUCACCCAAUGUACUCGAUUGGUUAUGCUGGCUAUUAUGGCAUAUCUUUGAUUGCGGCUAGCUAUAAUGUGCUGUUCAUCUCUAUUGUUGCCCAUGCUGCCCAGCUCGCCUUUCUGGUACUUAUCGAGGAUCCUCACAUUCAAAAGAUCUACAAUCCUCCCACUCGCAAGAGUGAGGUGCCCACCAGGCCUCGGAUCCAUAAUUUGCUGGGCAUCAAAAAUAUUGAUCUAUUACGAACUAUAGAUUAUUCUUUGUUUUUGAAUAUGGCGCUCGUUGCUCUAUUCACCGUGGUGACGCCUCAGACUCCCUUUUACCAGUCUCUUUUCGUUUCGCUCGCCCUGGCUUUUCGGUUGUGGUACUCUGUUGGACUGGGCAUACUACUUACACGACAGUCGAAUUCCAAAGCGUGGACUCGUCACUUCUUGAAGGUUGGAGAUACACCAGAGGAAGGCUGGCGGCAAUGGAAGGGUUAUUAUCAUAUAUCCCAAACUUUAUGCUAUGUCACCUUUGCCGCGGCCUGUUGGAAGAUGUACUGUGCUCCGGUCGACUGGAAUUACGGGUUCGUACUGCUUAGGCAUGUCAUCGGUGCUAGUCUCAUCGCCCUUCAAAUAUGGACUGCCGUGAGCAUCUACGAUUCUUUAGGCGAAUUCGGCUGGUUCUUUGGGGAUUUCUUCUUCGACCAGGGCGUCAAAUUGACAUACACCUCCAUCUACCGUUACUUGAACAACCCGGAGAGAGUGCUGGGCACUGCUGGCUUGUGGGGUGCGGCAAUUAUUACAUGGAGCAGAUCCAUAUUUGCCCUGGCCUUGAUUAGCCACCUGCUUACUCUUGCAUUCCUCCACUUCGUCGAGAAACCGCACAUGCAAAAGAUUUAUGGUCGUAGCCUCAGACGUGAAGCUGGCUUGACGAAAUUCAUCAGACGUUCCCUACCCCCGCCUGUGGUGGGAUGGCAAUCAAGCAUGAACAAGGUUGUGGAUGAGACUACCCAUUUUGUGGAAGAGUUCCUCGACGCAGCCCGUCCCAAGCUAGCCGCUGGUGUUUCAACGAUGGUGAGAGAUACUACCGCACUAUUUAACAAAUACCCUGCUCGCCUCACUUUGACGAAGCUGUCACCCGAUCUUGCUGGGUUCGAUCCGAAGCAUUACUCGCUUUCUGUAGAAGGAGAAGCAUCUGGAGUCUCUGCUUUGUCAGAGCGUGCUAGUGGCAAGGAAGGCACAGCAGGCCGGUUUCCGAAUAAGCUAGAGACAAAGAUUUUCGAGUAUGGUGCGCCGAUCAAGGUCAAAUGGAGGGCUCCGAAAAAUCACGGCAAAAAAGAUUGGAUUGGUCUCUACAUGGUAGCAGAUAAUCCCUCGCGUGAGAUCACGGAGCUCUCAUCCCUCGGACGAUGGAUUCCAACUGUGCCCAACCAGUUCGAGUCUACUACGGCAGACAAGGGCAUUCUGUCAUGGGACCAAUCGAUAGACGAUUCCGAAAAGAGUGACACGACCCUUGUGAGCGGUGAGAUGGUCUUUGCGGGAGACAAGCUUUGGUGGACUCAAGGUGUUUACGAGUUCCGCUACCACCAUGAUGGUAAUCACAAUGUGAUGUCUAUCUCACAGCCAUUCGAAAUUCAUGUCAACAAAUUUAACUACGAAGACGUCGACGCAGGUCAUGAGGGUGGCCUUCAGGAGGCCAUCGAGUCAGCUCUUUUGCCAGUGGUGCAGAACUGUCUGGACCGAGAUCCAGACAUUGCACCGAGCAAGCCUGAGGAGCCAUUCGGUGGUCACGUGGAACGAGAUGGGAAAUAUGCCAAGAGACUGGUCUACGCGAUUCACCAGAUGUUCGGUAUUGAGUUCGCAUCCGUAGUGGUUCCUGCUGAUGGUAAUGUGAGAAACAUGGCCUGGAGGAUUUGUAAUGCAAAACAGGUCUUGGCACCUUACAUUAUGUCACCUUCGAAUGGAACGUCUACGCCGGGUGCGGAGAAGGAGGAUGCGUUUUGAUAUCUAUCCUACCUUUGGUUAACUAUGGGAGGUUACAACCAGCAUAUCCUACAUUCACAACAAGCAGUGCAUCAGGAGUUGAUUGAUUAAUUGUCUGACUGAGCGCCUAAAAAAGUUAAAAUCAAGACAGGAGAAAAGAAAAGUUAUAGGACGGGUUUUAAGUAGGGGGGAAAUGCAUGUUGCAUGUAGACAUGGCCUUACUUGCAAUUUUGUUUUGAAAGGAUGAGAUGAGAUACCAAGAAACUUUGGAAGUCUACAAUAGGGGCUUUUUUGCAAGUCUUUAUCGGGUCUUUCGGGCUUUUUUGAGGCCUUCUUAGGCUUGGAGGUUAGAGGUUAGAGGUUAUUGAUACGAGCGUAGUUGUGAGUAGCGGUAGCGGUAGCAGCAGCAGCAGCAGCAGGAGGAGGAGUUAGUGAGGAGCGGCAAGUAGUAGGUAGUGGGAGUUAGUGAGGAGCGGCAAGUAGUAAGGAGU
Molecule: messenger RNA, 3946 nt
Organism: Hypoxylon fragiforme
Lineage: Eukaryota; Fungi; Ascomycota; Sordariomycetes; Xylariales; Hypoxylaceae
Product: phosphatidylethanolamine N-methyltransferase
Exons: 3
Coding region: 651-3476 (941 amino acids)
Biological process (GO): phosphatidylcholine biosynthetic process
Molecular function (GO): phosphatidylethanolamine N-methyltransferase activity
Source: RefSeq, a predicted model, not a curated record